Scaptodrosophila lebanonensis is the source of this 470-nucleotide messenger RNA. RefSeq lists its product as uncharacterized. The coding region runs from base 74 to 286 and encodes 70 amino acids. NCBI's taxonomy places the organism in Eukaryota, Metazoa, Arthropoda, Insecta, Diptera, Drosophilidae. The transcript is spliced from 2 exons. The record is from RefSeq and is a predicted model, not a curated record.
CGUGAUUGUCAAAUGGACUAUUCGUCAUCACCUGUGUUUUCCUUUCUAUUUUUUUAAUUUACUCAAAAUAAACAUGAAGGUCUUCGCUUUCGGCGAACUGAACACAUUCGAGCUGUUUGUCUUGCUCACUGUGAUUCCAACUGUAUUUUCUUAUUUAUGGUAUUUAAUUGGUGGUGAUAUUUUGAACUUUGAAAGCAGCAAGCUCUCCUAUACAAUAUACACCGCACAAGAUCCUGUGAAUUGCUAUCAGGACUAUGAGAGGAAGGAAAACACUAAUGCAUAUUAGUGAAAUAAUAAUCUGUUACUUCUGCAUAUUAGUGAAAUAAUAAUCUGUUACUUCUGCAUAUUAGUGAAAUAAUAAUCUGUUCGCGUUUUAUUUGUAUUUAUUAUGAAAGAAUAACAAAUUCUAUAUAAAUAUUUGUAAAUCUGAUAAAAUUUUAAAAUUAAAAUUGAUAUACAUAUGUAUGCAA